Molecule: messenger RNA, 1743 nt
Organism: Paramecium octaurelia
Lineage: Eukaryota; Ciliophora; Oligohymenophorea; Peniculida; Parameciidae
Source: the annotation of a GenBank genome assembly
AUGGACAAUUUAUAUUUGCAAAUGCACUAAUAACCAAUAAAGUGGAACAACCAAUCCAGAAGCACUUGCUCAUCAAAAGAAUAGAACAGCAAAGAAUUUGAUUGGAAUGAUAUCGAAUGUCUCUAUUAGCAGUGUUAACAAUAGGAUCAAGCCUCAAACGUGACCAACAUAAUCAAAAGCAGCCAAGAUUCGGAGUUUAACCUCAAAAUGAAUCAAUUAGUAAGAACAAACAAUCAAAGUAGUCAAAGUGAAGUUAAUGAAAAUUAAGCCACUCUAGAAAUCAACGAAGACGAGAAGGAAAAAUGUAAUGUUUAACCCCAGAAAAUUGCAUUUAAACGCAGCAACUCAUCCUACAAAGAACAUACGAAAUCAUUCUCAUAGGUGAUUCUGGAACAAGAGAAGUUUAAAAGAUAUCGUAAUAACAAAAGAAGUGCCAAAACACUUGUAUUGAUUUCUUCUAAGAGAUCAUUAAUGACACCUUUGUUUAGAACUAACGAAAAUAAAAAUGUCAUUACAGUAUCCAUUAACUACUUAAACUCACGAUACUCUAAGACUCUCUUUGUCAAUAAGGAAAUCUUGGCCUGUGAACUAAUAGUUCUUGCUCUUCAGGAAUACAAGAGAACUGCAGAAUUUGAUUAGAACUUAUUAAAAUACUCAAACUUCUCAUUGGCUUAUCAACUGACAAGCUUCGAUGAUUAUUGCGAUUUUUCAGCCCAACCAUCAUUUAAAGAUAGUAUUGUUAAUAAUUAGAUUAUGAAAUAGAACGAUGGCCAGUAAUAUUAAUAUAUCACUGAUAACGUUGGAAUGAAUAUGAACAGGGAGUACUUUAAUUUGGAAUUAAAUUCUAAAAUCAAUUUCAAAUGGCUCACUCUAUAAAUAUUAGACACUUCAACUUUUGGCAUUGAUUUAUCUACCAUCGAAAUAACUCAGAAGACGUAUCCAACUUAAAUAAUUUUAUUAAUAGAAGACACCUAAAAUGAAAUAUUUUACAAUUUAAAAUUUCAAGAAAACACAACCAUUUUGGAUAUCUACAAAUAACUAUAAAAGAGAAACAAUUUUAAGUAUAAUCAAAGCGAAUGCGUCUUCCUACUAAAAUACCCCUGUGUUAAUGUCAAUAAUUAAGAACCAUUAGAUAUUAAAUUCCCCAUCUCCUUACUUCCAAUUCAUUGGUUGAUUAUUUAAUACAAGACUUCCUCAGAUCAUCUCAAUGAUCCUAACAGUAAUUAUGGAUUCAAAAAAUCCUCAAUGAUGUCAAUAGCCUCCUCCAUAAUCUAAAAAGAUGACUAGCUUGAUCAAAAAGCUCUCUAGAUGUUCAACUAUUAAGAAUAUAAGUUAUUAAAAAUAGAAAACAAUGGAUUAAUAAGUGAAGUCAUUAUUGGAAUAGACUUUUUUGAUUUCUAUUACUACUACGCCACCAAAAAACAAUAAAAAUAUUCUUUCUACAAGUUAACAAAAUGGGUGGUUCAAUUCUUAUUGCAACAUCAUUUUUCUGGGCAAUCUAAAGAUUAUAAAAGAAUUCCAAUUUCCUCCAUCCUCAAGGUUGGAGUGAAAGAUAAUGAAUUACUCAUAAUUAAAUAUCUUAAGGACGAUGAAAAGACAAAAAUAAUAAAAUUCAUGUUUCCCAAAGAAAAUUAAGAAGCCGACAAAAUAAAAGUAAAAGAGGAGUCAUAAAAAUUAAAGCGUAUUAUUGAAAAGCUGUAAUUCAUAAUUUAAGAGAGAAGGAAAAAUAAUCACUAAUUAUGA